GCGGCGCCUUGUGAAAAGGGCAGUCCGGGGCGGGGCUAGCGCGCGUGUGACGCCAUCACGCUGCGCCCCAUGCUUCGCCCGCCUAGGUCCGAAUAGUAGAAUCCAGAAGGUGAGCGAGGCUUCCAGGUGCUCAGAGACCCAUAAUGUCAGUAAUCCGUACAUCCGUCCAUGCCAAAUGGGUCGUGGGAAAGGUGAUUGGCACAGCCAUGGUAAAAACUGCUAAAGUCAGAGCAACCAGACUUGUUUUGGAUCCCUACUUGCUAAAGUACUUCAACAAGCGGAAAACCUACUUUGCUCACGACGCCCAUCAGCAGUGCUCCGUCGGGGACAUCGUGCUCCUCAAAGCUCUGCCGGUUGCGAGGUCAAAGCACGUGAAACAUGAACUGGCUGAGAUCAUUUUCAAAGUUGGCCAAGUUAUCGACCCAGUCACAGGAAAGCGCUGUGCGGGGACCGCCUUCCUAGAAAAUCCACUCAGUUCAGAAACUGCUAACCCAAGUAAAACUCCAGAAGAACUCAAGGUGUCUUCCACCUAGGGAAGAAGGAGCCAAAGGGAUUUCUGUCUUUAUGUCUCCUCUCUGACUUCCGUCACUAGCCGUCCAGUUUCCCUUGUGACAUGAAUGAAAUAGUAAAGUAAAUGAAACAAAGAUCUUGCGGUGUUCCAUAAAGGUUGAUGUUAUGUUUCA
This is a messenger RNA of Chionomys nivalis (European snow vole), 683 nucleotides long. RefSeq names its product mitochondrial ribosomal protein S17 (gene Mrps17). Gene Ontology annotation, cellular component: mitochondrial small ribosomal subunit; ribosome. NCBI's taxonomy places the organism in Eukaryota, Metazoa, Chordata, Mammalia, Rodentia, Cricetidae. The record is from RefSeq and is a predicted model, not a curated record. Gene Ontology annotation, molecular function: structural constituent of ribosome. Gene Ontology annotation, biological process: mitochondrial translation. The transcript is spliced from 3 exons. The coding region runs from base 144 to 533 and encodes 129 amino acids.